AUGACUCAGGGUCUGACAUCCAGUUUUGAGGGCAGCGAAGAGGACUCAGUGUUGACACGUGUAGACCAGGACAGUCUGACCGCCACACUUACACCUAGUCCCAGUGAUGGCACACCUUCUCCUGGUGAUGGCACACCUAGUCAUAGCCUACCUAGACCCAGUGAUGGCACACAUUGUCCCGGUCAUGGCAAACCUAGUCCCGGUGAUAGCACACCUAGUCCUAGUGAUGGCACCCCUUGUCACGGUGAUAGUACACUUAGUCCCGGUGAUGGCACACCUUCUCCUGGUGAUGGCACACCUAGUCAUAGCAUUCCUAGACCCAGUGAUGGCACACCUAGUCCCGGUGAUGGCACACCUUCUCCUGGUGAUGGCACACCUAGUCAUAGCAUUCCUAGACCCAGUGAUGGCACACCUAGUCCCGGUGAUGGCACACAUAGUCCCGGUCAUGGCAAACCUAGUCCCGGUGAUAGCACACCUAGUCCCGGUGAUGGCACACCUUGUCCUAGUGAUGGCACCCCUAGUCACGAUAAUAGUACACCUAGUCCCGGUGAUGGCAGACCUAUUCCCGGUGAUGGCACACCUAGUCCCAGUCAUGGCACACCUAGUCCCGGUGAUAGUACACCUAGUCCCAGUCAUGGCACACCUAGUCCCAGUGAUAGUACACCUAGUCCCAGUGAUUGCACACCUAGUCCCACUGAUGGUACACCAAGUCCCAUUGAUUGCACACCUAGUCCCAGUCAUGGCAAACCUAGUCCCAGCCAUGGCAAACCUAGUCCCAGCCAUGGCAAACCUAGUCCUAGUGAUGGCACACCUAGUCCUAGUGAUGGCACUCCUAGUCCUAGUGAUAGCACUCCUAGUCCUGGUGAUGGCACACUUAGUCAGUAA
Molecule: messenger RNA, 885 nt
Organism: Nerophis ophidion (straightnose pipefish)
Lineage: Eukaryota; Metazoa; Chordata; Actinopteri; Syngnathiformes; Syngnathidae
Product: mucin-1-like
Exons: 2
Coding region: 1-885 (294 amino acids)
Source: RefSeq, a predicted model, not a curated record